AGCCUCGGGCAGCCCUGCCCGCUCCGGGAAGGCUCCCUCGCCACGCCUGCUCCGGGGCAGCCCCUGGGAGGGCUCCGGGCUGCUCGCCCACCUCCGCCUGAGAAGGGGGCGCGCCCAAAGCAGCACGGAUUCCGCCCCUCCGGGAGGACAGCGGCGCGGCGAGAGGGGGAGGGAAGACGGGCGGGACGGCGCGACUCUCACGCCAAGCUCGCAGCCGGCUCUUCCUCCAGGAGGCGAAUCCCGGGCGCUCCCGGGGAGCCGUGCCCCAGCAGCGCCGAGGGGAGAAGGAUGAGCGGCUCCGGCGGCGGCUGCAGCACCGCGGACAGCGGGCGCGCCGAGCGGCACCGCGGCCAGCGCCCCGGCCCUGAGGCGAGCCUGCCCCGACGCGCUCAUGUUGAGACACAGCAAUUCUAAAGACAUGCAUCGGAGGCACGCCACCCUUCGGGAGAAGGGCCGGCGCCAGGCCAUCCGGGGCCCUGCCUACAUGUUCAACGAGAAAGGCACCAGCCUCACCGCAGAGGAGGAGCAUUUCCUCGACUCCGCGGAAUAUGGCAACAUUCCUGUGGUGCGAAAAAUGCUGGAGGAAUCCAAAACCUUGAACUUCAACUGCGUCGAUUACAUGGGACAGAACGCCCUCCAGCUGGCCGUAGGGAACGAGCACCUGGAAGUGACAGAGCUGCUCCUCAAGAAGGAGAACCUCGCCCGAGUUGGGGACGCCCUUCUGCUGGCCAUCAGUAAAGGGUACGUGCGCAUUGUGGAAGCAAUACUGAACCACCCUGCCUUCGCGCAAGGACAGCGCCUCACGCUCAGCCCCCUCGAGCAGGAGCUGAGGGAUGAUGACUUUUACGCGUACGAUGAAGACGGAACUCGGUUCUCCCAUGACAUUACCCCCAUCAUACUUGCUGCCCACUGCCAGGAGUAUGAAAUUGUUCACAUCUUACUUCUGAAAGGUGCACGGAUUGAAAGGCCACAUGACUAUUUUUGCAAGUGCAAUGAAUGUAUGGAAAAGCAGAGGAAAGACUCCUUUAGUCAUUCUCGCUCAAGAAUGAAUGCCUACAAAGGAUUAGCCAGUGCUGCUUAUUUGUCUCUGUCCAGUGAAGACCCUGUCCUUACUGCUCUAGAGCUUAGCAAUGAACUGGCCAGGCUAGCCAACAUUGAAACUGAAUUUAAGAACGACUAUCGGAAGUUAUCUAUGCAAUGCAAGGACUUUGUCGUGGGGGUGCUGGACCUGUGCAGAGACACUGAAGAGGUGGAGGCUAUUCUGAAUGGAGAUGUGAACAUCCACUUGUGCCCUGAGCACCACCGGCCAAGUCUGAGCAGGAUUAAACUUGCUAUUAAAUACGAGGUCAAAAAGUUCGUGGCUCACCCCAACUGCCAGCAGCAAUUGCUCACCAUGUGGUACGAGAACCUCUCAGGCUUGCGGCAGCAAUCCAUAGCUGUGAAGUUCUUGGCUGUUUUUGGGGUCUCCAUCGGGCUGCCCUUCCUUGCCAUAGCCUACUGGAUUGCUCCCUGCAGCAAGCUGGGACGUACCCUUCGAAGCCCUUUCAUGAAGUUUGUGGCUCAUGCAGUUUCUUUCACAAUCUUCCUUGGACUGUUAGUAGUGAAUGCCUCAGAUCGGUUUGAAGGAGUCAAAAAUCUCCCCAACGAGACCAUCACGGAUCAUCCAAAGCAAAUAUUCAGAGUCAAAACAACCCAGUUCUCAUGGACAGAAUUGCUGAUCAUGAAGUGGGUAUUGGGUAUGAUAUGGUCGGAGUGCAAGGAGAUCUGGGAAGAGGGUCCACGUGAAUAUGUGGUGCAUCUCUGGAACCUGCUGGACUUUGGGAUGCUGUCCAUCUUUGUGGCAUCAUUCACUGCCAGGUUCAUGGCUUUUCUUAAAGCCUCUGAGGCACAACAGUACGUAGAUCAGUACGUUCAGGAUGAUGACCUCAAUAAUGUCACCCUUCCCCCUGAAGUUGCUUACUUUACCUAUGCCAACGAAAGCUUCGGCCCCCUGCAGAUCUCUCUGGGGAGGACCGUGAAGGAUAUCUUCAAGUUCAUGGUCAUCUUCAUCAUGGUGUUCCUAGCCUUCAUGAUUGGGAUGUUCAACCUUUACUCUUACUACCUUGGUGCAAAGUACAACCCCGCGUUUACAACGGUAGAAGAAAGUUUUAAAACCUUAUUCUGGUCAAUAUUUGGCUUAUCUGAAGUGAUAUCUGUGGUGCUGAAGUACGACCAUAAAUUCAUUGAGAAUAUUGGAUAUGUACUCUAUGGAGUAUAUAACGUGACUAUGGUGGUUGUGCUGCUUAAUAUGCUAAUAGCCAUGAUCAACAACUCCUAUCAGGAAAUUGAGGAGGACGCAGAUGUGGAGUGGAAGUUUGCACGUGCCAAGCUCUGGCUAUCCUACUUUGAUGAAGGAAGGACUUUACCUGCUCCUUUUAAUCUAGUGCCAAGCCCUAAAUCAUUUUAUUAUCUCAUACUGAGAAUAAAAAUGUGCCUCAUAAAACUCUGCAAAUCUAAGGCCAAAAACUGUGAAAAUGACCUUGAGAUGGGGAUGCUGAACUCCAAAAAACGGAAAGUUCGUUUUCACUCUAGCAUUCAAAACACAGAGAGUUUUUCUGGGAAGAACGCUUACACCAAGCCCACGAGAUACCAGGUGACAGCCCUACCUCCCUCUGGAUUCUACUACCUUGGCCAUCUCCAGCACACCAAGAUCAUGAAGCGGCUGAUUAAGCGCUACGUGCUGAAGGCUCAGGUUGACCGGGAAAACGACGAGGUCAAUGAAGGAGAACUUAAAGAAAUCAAACAAGAUAUUUCCAGUCUCCGCUAUGAACUCUUAGAGGAAAAGUCCCAAGCUACUGGUGAGCUGGCAAAACUAAUACAGCAGCUGAGCGACAAGUUUGGGAAGACCUUAAAUAAGGACAUUUGAUGGAGAAUACAGAGAAAGACAACUUGUUUUCUAAACAUUGCUCAUUCUCAACCAGCAUCUUAGGAGGGCAACAAACAUGUGAAAGAUGGGUACUGCACACUCAGCUUUUGCUGACAAGCAAGUGUUGGUAGGAGCACUUUGCGUUUCUCCUGCACUUGGUGAGUGACCAGUUCAAUCUUUUCUGAUACAAAAGUGACUUAAUGGCAAAAAUCUAUGCCCCUCGACAUCAGAAACAGAUGCACCAUGGAGAAGGCACCUCCAAUUAAAGGCAAAAAAAAAGCCAGAUCUUCAUUCAUCUGACUCCAGAGAAGACUGUGCUCAUUAACACCAACAGAGUCUGUGCUGACCUGGAAUGGGUGAAGCCUGAAGAAAAAAUUUGCCAAGCAUAUACCCUGCAAAAUUUUUUAAAUUCCUAUUCUUGGGUGUGUACUCUCCUUUUAUGUUUACAUUGGCAACCCUGAAUAUAACUUUGGCAACCCUGAAUAUAACUUUGGCAACCCUGAAUAUAACUUUGAUCAGCACUGUGGCUAAUGAAAAGCUGAUGAGAAAUCAUCUGCUGAAGUGACCAAGGCAGUAAACAACAAGUAGACACUGACAGCAUUGGAAAAAUGAAAUCAAGCUUGUGGGGUAAAUUAUCCUUUAACCUGAUGAAAGGAUUUCCAGCCAAACACUCCUGUCCACCUUUUCCAGCUGUAUUAGCUAGUCUGCUGAUGGAUAUGGUCUCUUUGUAUGCACUUAGCCUCUCUUUUAUCUUUAGUCGAUCCCAUCUCCGACAACAGUGGACUGAAAUAUUCGUAAUGAUGUGAAACACACUUCCCAGGAAUACCCAGAGAUAAAACACUUUGUGCUAAUGUAUUCAGUUCAAAGAACAACAUUAAUCCAGAGACAGCGAUGCAACUGAGCUCAGCUUUCGGAUUCCAGAGGUCAAACUGCAAGCCAUAGGGAGAGAUGAAUCACAAAGAACAUUGCCCAGUAGUUUCCAGCCUUGAAAUCAGUACAAAAAGGUUUCAAUUGAACAUUCUGACAGAAAAAAAAAAAAAAAAAGGAAAUAAAGGAAAAAUCAUUGUAGAAAUUGUUGUCAUGUUUUUGGCUCUUACCGAGGAUGAGAAAAGGAUUCAAACUGUUCUAAGGCUGUGGUAAUAGAAGGAUCACACUUUGUCAACAGGAAAGUUGUAAGUCUGUGCAACACAACUACAAACAUGGAUGGCUUGGGUUUUCAUGGUAGGCUACAUGAUUUCGACUACUUAAAGCACACCUUACUACUUGGGAACCAUGGAACUGGACUGUUUGUUUACAUGAGACACCUAUAAAAUGAACAUGACAUCUAGGUUUCAGCUGAGACAAGCAAGCAGAGCCAGAAGGUGACCUGUGAUCUUAAGUGCCAGAUGAGAAUACAUAUAGCCUAUUAGAAUAAUAGUUAUAUUUGUACAAAAAUGAAAGAAAACAAAAUAAAAAGUGUACUGUAUGUAGAUCUGUUUAGAGAAAAAAAUACUGUAUUUUUACCUUUAUUAAAAUUAUCUUGUAUACUGUAAUAUUUUUACCUAAAAAUGGA
This is a messenger RNA of Motacilla alba alba, 4457 nucleotides long. RefSeq names its product transient receptor potential cation channel subfamily C member 7 (gene TRPC7). The record is from RefSeq and is a predicted model, not a curated record. Gene Ontology annotation, cellular component: membrane; cation channel complex. Bases 392 to 2905 code for a protein of 837 amino acids. The transcript is spliced from 13 exons. NCBI's taxonomy places the organism in Eukaryota, Metazoa, Chordata, Aves, Passeriformes, Motacillidae. Gene Ontology annotation, molecular function: protein binding; store-operated calcium channel activity; inositol 1,4,5 trisphosphate binding. Gene Ontology annotation, biological process: regulation of cytosolic calcium ion concentration; calcium ion transmembrane transport; manganese ion transport.